Messenger RNA from Penicillium atrosanguineum, 1218 nucleotides. RefSeq names its product DUF3237 domain-containing protein. Lineage: Eukaryota; Fungi; Ascomycota; Eurotiomycetes; Eurotiales; Aspergillaceae. Bases 1 to 1218 code for a protein of 405 amino acids. The record is from RefSeq and is a predicted model, not a curated record. The transcript is spliced from 4 exons.
AUGGGUCGCACCGUCGAUCAAGAGGUGCAUGCGGCGUUCGUCGAGUUCCGCGCCAAGGAAGAUGAUAAGUGCCUCUCCGUGCAGUGUAUCUAUUGUCAACAAAUUCGCGCAAAGAAUACCUCGAGACAGAAGCAGCAUUUGCUUGAAUGUCCUGGUCUCCGAGGACACCCUAACGCGCCUCAGCCUUCCCAGCCUACUCCUACUCCCAACGGCAUCGGCGCCCCCAAUGGAUACCCCGGUACCCCCAAUGGUCCUACAGCUACACCAUCAGUCCCUACAGGAGGCCCUACCAUUCCUACACCCAACGGCGCAUUGAUGACCAACGGUGUCAACCCUCACGCUACUCCAAUGCAGACCCCGUUGCAAACCCCAUUGCAGGCCUUGCAGAACCGCCCACCGAUGCAAACUCCGGGUCCACCUCCCGGACCUCCGGGCUCUGCGCCUUCAUCAGUCGUGCCGUCGCGUCCGACCCCAAAGCCUAAGGCUAAGAGCAGCACAUCCAAUCUGCCCGCGCCGCCAUUGGACGAUGUGCACGCGGCUUUUGUGGAGUUUCGCGCCAAGGAGGAGGACAAAUGUCUGUCGGUGCAGUGCAUCUACUGCCAACAGGUUCGCGCCAAGAAUACUAGUCGCCAGCGCCAGCACUUGCUCGAAUGCCCCACCUAUCUCAGUGUUAUGAAGGACUCGAUUCCUGCCAACAACUUGCUACACACAUUCCCCGAGGGCGAUGUCGCGCGAUCACUUCAAAUCCCCGUUCCAACGCUGGAGCUUGAUUUCCGCAUGAGCAUCAAAUUGAACCCCAAGGUGAAUAUCGGCCAGAGCAUCUGGGGUGGCCAAGAAUGGGUUUCAUACGUUGGUGGGCAAUGGGCCGGUCGGUGGGGCAAGGGUGUUGUUCUGCCCGGCGGUCAAGAUACUCAGAUCGUUACUAAAGACUCGACUACAAAACUGCGCGCCAACUACCUGCUCCAAACUGCCGACGAGCCUCCGGCUUUCAUCAUGGUCAAGACUGAGGGCUGGCUUACCGGCGCGAAGGAUGUAUUGGAGAAAGUCAAUGAUCCCAGUGUGGCGGAUGGCAUCAACCCCAGCAGCUACAAAUAUCGCGUCAACUUGGCCAUGGAAACUGGCGAUGAGCGAUACACCUUCCUGAACACUCUUAUGUGGGUUGGCAGCGGUUGCCGCCGAGGCCAAGAAGUAAUUUUCGAUUCAUUCCGUGUCAAUUAA